AAGCGGCUCCCGGGGACUGGGGGCAUUUUGUGUUGGCUGGAGCUGGAGUAACAAGAUGGCGGCAUCAGCGGAGUGACGGGUUCCCUCCGGGCCGGAGCCGGCGGCAGUGGUGGCAGCGGUACCGCCGCCCUAAUUCACCGCGCCCCUUCCCCAGCCCGCGACGUCGCCGCGAACGCGAAACAGCGGCGACCGCCCAAAUACCAAGUGGCCGAGCUUCAGCAGCCGCGACCACCCUUCACUAACUGCGGCCUGGCCCUAGCGGCGGCGAUCCGGCUUCUCUCAGCCGCCUUUGCGCCCUGUAACGCCAACAAAGCCUUGGUUUUAGGUUGCCUGCCGCGCUCUUCAGUUCUGCCGGGUGGAACAGCCCCGGAGGCUUCCAUCCUCUUCCAGAGGUGCCGGGGCUUGGCCCCCGCCUCCGUCUUCGCAUCUCAGGAUGGCGAGCAGCAGCGGCUCCAAGGCCGAAUUUAUCGUCGGUGGGAAAUACAAACUGGUGCGGAAGAUCGGAUCUGGCUCCUUCGGGGACAUUUAUCUAGCGAUCAACAUCACCAAUGGCGAGGAAGUGGCAGUGAAACUAGAAUCCCAGAAGGCCAGGCAUCCCCAGUUGCUGUACGAGAGCAAACUGUAUAAGAUUCUUCAAGGUGGGGUUGGCAUCCCUCACAUACGGUGGUAUGGGCAAGAAAAAGACUAUAAUGUGCUAGUCAUGGAUCUUCUGGGACCCAGCCUUGAAGACCUCUUCAAUUUCUGUUCAAGAAGGUUCACUAUGAAGACUGUACUUAUGUUAGCUGACCAGAUGAUCAGUAGAAUUGAAUAUGUGCAUACAAAGAAUUUUAUACACAGAGACAUUAAGCCAGAUAACUUCCUAAUGGGUAUUGGGCGUCACUGUAAUAAGUUAUUCCUUAUUGAUUUUGGUUUGGCCAAAAAGUACAGAGACAACAGGACAAGGCAACACAUACCAUACAGAGAAGAUAAAAACCUCACUGGCACUGCCCGCUACGCCAGCAUCAAUGCACAUCUCGGUAUUGAGCAGAGUCGCCGAGAUGACAUGGAAUCUCUAGGAUAUGUUUUGAUGUAUUUUAAUAGAACCAGUCUGCCAUGGCAAGGACUAAAGGCUGCAACAAAGAAACAAAAAUAUGAAAAGAUUAGUGAAAAGAAGAUGUCUACUCCUGUUGAAGUUUUGUGUAAGGGGUUUCCUGCAGAAUUUGCCAUGUACUUAAAUUACUGUCGUGGGCUGCGCUUUGAGGAGGCUCCAGAUUACAUGUAUCUGAGGCAGCUCUUCCGCAUCCUUUUCAGGACCCUGAACCACCAGUAUGACUACACAUUUGAUUGGACGAUGUUAAAGCAGAAAGCAGCCCAGCAGGCAGCCUCUUCCAGUGGGCAGGGUCAGCAGGCCCAAACCCCCACAGGCAAGCAAACUGACAAAACCAAGAGUAACAUGAAAGGUUUCUAAGCAUGCACUGAGGAAGCGAAGCAGCAGAGCGGAUGUGACUGGAGCAGCGUUUGUCUCUCCCCAAUCUAGACAUUUUAGUUCAUAUGUGCACUAGCCAGUGGUUGUGGACAACCAUUUACUUGGUGUAAAGAACUUAAUUUCAGUAUAAACUGGCUCUGGGUAGCCCUGCUGAUACUGAGCUGUAGCCGCUGUACUUGUGAAUAUUAACUGAGGUAGUGAAACAUGGUGUCCGGUUUUCUAUUGCAUUUUUUUUUUUCAAGUGGAAAAGUUAACUAAAUGGUUGACACACAAUUGGUGGAGAAAUUGUGCAUAUGCCAAUUUUUUUUUUGUUAAAAUCUUUUAUUUUGAACUAUACUGCUUUGAGAUCUCAUUUCAGAAGAACGGCAUGAACAGUCUUCAGCCACAGUUGUGAUGGUUGUAAAUGUUCACAAUUGUGUGUUCUUGGGGUUUUCCAUCCCUGGGGUUUGCAAGUUGUUAACUUAAAACAUUCUUUAAAUGGCUGGCUUCUUGUUUGCAAGCCAGCUGAUAAUGGUAGCAACCAAAGAUUCCAGUGUUUGAGCAUUUGAAAGACUCUGCCUGCUUACCUGUGCUAGAAAUAACAGCAUCUAAAGUGAAGACUUAAGAAAAAAAACAUAGCGACUACUAGAUUAUCUUUAGGACUCUGCAUUAACUCUAUAAUGUUCUUGCUAUUAAAAAAAAAGCAUAUUUGUCACGGAAAUUUAGUUACCGUCUUACAACUGAACAUGUAUGUGUGUUGCUUAGAUAAAUGUAAUCACUGUAAACAUCUAUAUCACCUGGGAUUUUGUUUUUAUUUUGAAAUGGGAGCUUUUUGUUUACAAGUUCAUUAAAAACUAAAAACUGUUUCUGUAA
Messenger RNA from Grammomys surdaster, 2317 nucleotides. RefSeq names its product casein kinase 1 alpha 1 (gene Csnk1a1). Gene Ontology annotation, biological process: signal transduction; peptidyl-serine phosphorylation; negative regulation of canonical Wnt signaling pathway. The record is from RefSeq and is a predicted model, not a curated record. Gene Ontology annotation, cellular component: nucleus; cytoplasm. The transcript is spliced from 10 exons. NCBI's taxonomy places the organism in Eukaryota, Metazoa, Chordata, Mammalia, Rodentia, Muridae. The coding region runs from base 434 to 1447 and encodes 337 amino acids. Gene Ontology annotation, molecular function: protein serine/threonine kinase activity; ATP binding.